Penicillium angulare is the source of this 1602-nucleotide messenger RNA. RefSeq lists its product as uncharacterized. The record is from RefSeq and is a predicted model, not a curated record. Lineage: Eukaryota; Fungi; Ascomycota; Eurotiomycetes; Eurotiales; Aspergillaceae. Gene Ontology annotation, molecular function: transmembrane transporter activity. Gene Ontology annotation, biological process: transmembrane transport. Gene Ontology annotation, cellular component: membrane. Bases 1 to 1602 code for a protein of 533 amino acids. The transcript is spliced from 9 exons.
AUGACAGCUAAAAAUGGCUCUUUGCCAGCAUUGAAGGACUUAAAUACGUCUACAGCUAGCGAUAUUGUUUCUGCGCACGAAGUGAGCGCGAACCAUGAGUUUCAUUUUGCCAAACGUGGCGAGGCUCUUGGAGAAGCAUCAUCGAGCCAGGAAAGCAUCGAGGGUUAUGAUCCAAGUUUGAUGAAUGGAAGAGAGCUACUGACGGCCGAGGAAGAGAAAAAGCUGCUCCGAAAAAUCGAUUGGAGAUUGAUGGCUCUUUGCUCAAUCAUCUUCAUGUUCAAGAACUUGGACAGCAACAAUUUAUCAAACGCUCGAAUUAUGAAUAAAGGAACAGAUCAAAACAUCAUGACCCAGCUUGGGCUUUCGUCAAACCAAUAUAACCUUGUCACCGCCCUUUACUAUAUCCCGUAUAUCGUGCUGGAAGCUCCGUCAAACUUGCUCAUAAAGAGAUUCACUCCAUCAAAAUGGCAAUCACGAAUUAUGGUCAGCUGGGGUAUCAUUUCGAUGUGCGGAGCUGCCGUGAGCAACAAGGCUGGACUAUACGCUGUUCGAUUCAUGCUGGGAGUGGCUGAGGCUGGUCAAUUCCCCGGCGUCAUUCUGCAAAUGACUUAUUGGUAUCGUCCUGAUGAGAUGUCAUUGCGACUUCUUUACUUUUAUAUUUGUGGAAAUUGUGCGAGCAUUUUCAGCGGUCUUCUUGCUUAUGCAUUUGAUACCGUCUCUGGUGCAGGAGGUCUUUCUGGGUGGCAAUGGCUAUUCCUCGUUGAAGGUAUCGCGACAGUCAUUUACGGCGUCGCCCUCUGGUUCUUGCUCCCGGAUUUUCCCGAGACGUCAACAUGGUUAACAGAGAGGGAGAAGAAAUUCAUUCAGGCUCGUCUCCCAGCCAAUGCUCCACGUGCCAGCGAGGACAACUUCAAGUUCCGCGAAGUCAUCGAAUCUCUGAAGGACAUCAGACUGUGGCUCUUCAUGCUCAUCUGGGCUACGUUUACUGUGGGCACCAACGGUGUUACUUUCUAUCAAUCCACCGUAAUUGCUGACCUCGGCUUCACGACGAUCGCCGAGGCCCAACUUCUCAACAUCCCCAUCACAGUUUGUGGUCUUCUUUUCAUUGCCAUCACCGGAAUGAUGGCCGAUCGCAGCCGAAUUCCCCGACCGUUAUAUCCAUUUACGUUUCUUCUCAUCAUCCUCAUCUGUUACGGUGUGUUUGUCGCCUAUCCGAGCAUCGGUGCAGUAUACGCCGUGACUUUGAUCGGAAAUGCUUUGACUGCAGGGUGGUAUCCUGUUAUGUGGCCAUGGCGAGUACAAACUACUUCGCGUGCCACGGGAUCUGCCUUCUCAAUCGGCUUUGUCAAUAGCUACGGUCAAAUCGGCGGUGCUAUUGGUCCACAACUGUUCAGAAGCGCGUACUCCCCUCGCUAUAUUGUUCCUUUCUCUGUUGCCAUGGGUCUCGUGGGACUUUGCGCGAUAUUGACGCUGGUAACUUGGUGGGUGACCUGGGAUACGGAACGCGACACGAGACGUCUAAAGCUUGCGAAAAUCGCCGCGGAAAAACGAGGUGAAACACUUUUGGAAGAUGUCGUCGACAAAGACUUGAGAAUCCAUUGA